Molecule: messenger RNA, 2070 nt
Organism: Zasmidium cellare ATCC 36951
Lineage: Eukaryota; Fungi; Ascomycota; Dothideomycetes; Mycosphaerellales; Mycosphaerellaceae
Exons: 2
Coding region: 1-2070 (689 amino acids)
Biological process (GO): fatty acid beta-oxidation using acyl-CoA oxidase; lipid homeostasis
Cellular component (GO): peroxisome
Molecular function (GO): acyl-CoA oxidase activity; fatty acid binding; FAD binding
Source: RefSeq, a predicted model, not a curated record
AUGCCGGACUUCUCCGACAACCUCCAACCCGCCUCCCCCACAGGCCCCUCCAUCCUCGCCCAAGAAAGAUCCCAAUCCAACGUCCCCAUCACCGAACUCGCCACGCACCUCCUCAGCCGGAACGACUUCCUCGCCCGCCAAGAACGCAUCCUCCCCAUCCUGGAAGCCGACCCGCUCUUCAACAAAACCAAACAAUUCAACCUCUCCCGGCCGGAACGCUACCACCUGGGUCUCGCGCGCGCGAAGAAGCUGAGGAGGUAUAAGGACCAGUAUGGCUGGGAUGAGGAGGAUUUUAAGAUGGGCGAGUAUCUGUGCGAUGAUGUGAGUCCGUUUAUGGUGCAUGAGGCGAUGUUUCCGACGACGGUGAGGGAGCAGGGGAGUAAGGAGCAGAGGGAGGAGUGGUUGCCCAGGAUUGAGAGGUGGGAGGUUGUGGGGUGUUAUGCUCAGACUGAACUGGGUCAUGGGAGUAAUGUUCGGGGAUUGGAAUGUAGAGCUACGUGGAAUCCCAAGGAGAAGAACUUCACCAUCCACAGCCCGACGCUGACGGCUAGCAAAUGGUGGAACGGGUCGAUGGGACGCACGGCGAACCACGCCAUUGUGGUUGCCCAGCUGUAUGUGCCUAAGUCGGCGGAUUCUUCAGAACUCGUCAACCACGGACCUCAUCCAUUCAUCGUCCAGAUCCGGGAUAUGAAGACUCACCAACCCCUGGAGGGAAUUGUUGUGGGAGACAUCGGACCGAAGUAUGGCUAUGCGCCCAUGGACAACGGGUACAUGCUCCUCAACAACUUCAAGGUGCCGCAUUCUGCUAUGCUCUCGAAUUAUUCGAGGGUCGAUCCGAAUACUGGCACGUACACGAAGCCGGCGAAUCCAGCUGUUGUGUACGGGUCUCUGACGGCGGUCAGGGCGGCUAUCAUUAUGCAUGCGAGAUUGAUCAUGGCAAGAGCUGUCACGAUUGCUGUGAGAUAUUCGACGAUUCGAAGGCAGUUUCAGGAUCGGGAUAGUAGUGACAAGGCGGCGCCAGAGCUACCUGUGUUGGACUACACGACUGUGCAGAUUCGGAUCUUGCCCUUGCUUGCUACGGCGUUCGCACUGCACUACACAGGAGAAGCCAUGUACGAGCUGUACUCGAGCACAAGGGCCGAGAUCGACUCCGGGGACUUCAGCAAGCUGGCGACGCUGCAUGCUCAAUCAUCAGGUCUCAAGAGCCUUUGCACUGAGCUCGCUGCGAACAGCAUCGAGACAUGUCGACGAGCGAUGGGCGGUCACGGAUUUGGGGGAGCCAGCGGAUAUAUCCAACUCAACAACGACUACCUCUCCAAACCCACCGUCGAAGGGGACAACUGGAUGAUCACCCAACAAACCGCCAGCUACCUCCUCAAACGCAUGCAAGCCGCCGUCGCGGCCAAAGGCGCACCCCAAGACGAAAUGGAAGCAUCAUGCCGCUCCUGGCUGCAGAACGAACACAAAAAAUCCCCCACCCCCUUCGCAAUCUAUACCUCCGAUAGCGAAAUCGUCCGCGCCUUCCACCGCCGCUCCCGCGACCUCACCCACCGCGCCUACAUCUCGCGCUUCGUCCAAAACAAAUCCUGGAACAGCCUCCUCCUCCAACUCCGCCAACUCUCCCACGCCGAAUCCCAAUCCAUCCUCGUCUCCAACUUCCACGCCGCCUUGUCCUCCCCCACCCUCUCCGCAACCCUCAAAUCCCACCUAACCCUCCAAUUCCGCCUCUUCGCCCUCUACACCAUGGACGCGCACGCCCGCGACUUCUCCAAAGCCCACGCCGUCUCCGAGGCCGACCUCGAUGAUCUGCCCGACCGCAUCCAAGAGCUCAUGGCGCAGAUCCGGCCGCACGCCGUGCGGCUCGUGGAUGCGUGGAAGGUGCCGGAUUUCUUGCUGGAUAGUGCGCUGGGGCGGGCGGAUGGGCGGGUUUAUGAGGAUUUGUGGCAUCGGGCGCAUCGGAUGAAUCCGUUGAAUGAGGUUACGUUUAAUCCGGAUUGUCGGAGUGAGGAGAUUGUUUUGGGGGGUGGGGUGGGGGAGGAGGGGGUGAGGGGGAUUUUGGCGAAGUUGUGA